UGCUUAGCUUCAGAAGCAAGCCAGCAGUGGUAUGCAGGGUGGUUUUCUGCUGGCAGUCUAUCAUUCUCUAUGAUUAAAACACACCACCAUAGAAUAAGUGUGAUGUUAUAAAAAUAUGACAACUAUAAAUAUAAACAUAUAAAGCAGUCUAUUAUGGAAAAGCUAAAAUGAGAUGUUCUGGUUCAUAACGUUUCCAUUGAUUCCACUCUAACUGAUGACGCUCUCGUGUCUUGCAGAACCUCAGGGAGACAAAGACACCGCACCCUGCAGCCCGGAAGACUGAGCUAGCAUGUCCAGCCAGACCACCACAACCCCCGGACAGAUGGAUAGAUAGGCCUGGCCCUGCUCGUGGUUCUGCUGUAUGGCUGAUCUGCCCCCCUGCAGUAGCAGCAGUAUGGAGGAAUGGCAGGAGAAACGAGGCCUGCAGACAAUGAACCUGCGGUCUGUGUUCACACUGGAGCAGCAGCGAGUCCUGGAUAGCUACUAUGACAACGGGAUGACCAAUCAGAGCAAGAGCUGCUUCCAGCUGAUCCUUCAGUGUUCUCAGGAGACCAAGCUGGACUUCAGUGUGGUGCGGACCUGGGUAGGCAACAAGAGGCGGAAGCUGGCCUCCAGGGCGGACCAGAACACAGGCAUGUCCCACUCCAAUCACAGCCUGGCUACGGGAGCUCUGUCCAACCACAUGUUAACGGGCGGGGCUCUAGUGGCGGGCGCAAUGCUGACAGGGGAGAUGGCGGCAGCUCAGAAUAUCCAGAGAGGAUCCUCCCACCUCCCUCCCUCCUCUUCCUCCUCCUCUCGUCUCAGCUCUGUCAACAACAACAACGAUGUCAUCCUGACAGGGAUUUACUCUCUAGGCUCCACUUCUCGUUCCCAGCCCACUGUUAAGCCCCUCUCCUGUCACUCUGACCUUGAGCUCCCUGUAGAUGUCCAACAAACUCUGCUCAACCAAUCACAGCACAGGAGGAAUAGUUCUGUCUCCUCCCCCCUCCAGCUCCACUCUAGAUCGGGUACCAUGUCACUUCCUCGCUGUAAACCCCUCUCCCUCUCCUCUUCCCCCUCCUUCUCCUCAUCCCCCUCCUUCUCCUCAUCCCCCAGCCGCCCCAUCCACUAUCUGUCCAAGAGGUGUGGUUUCACAACUGGUGGGGCAGGGUGGGCAGUAGGAAGGGCUGGGUCAGGGAGGGGGGUACCUCAGAGCUGGGCUAGACAGUAUGGUUCUCUCCAGUCCGGCCCCUGUCCCUCCCAGCUCCAGCCCACGCCUCACUCCAACCCCCAGACUCCCCAACCUCACCCCCCAAGGCCCCAUCCUUCCAACCCUCCCCCUUCAGACCACUCCCCCCGCAUUCAUCAGGUCUUCAGCAUAUUAGAGAGGGGGGAGGGGGAGGGACUAGGACAAGGACAGCCUUCUGAUAACAGCAGGCAAGAGAGACACAGACAGUCUACCCGCCCUUUGGACGCUAUUGGCUGCCUCUCAAUCGCCAUGGAGACGGGUGAUGAAGAGGAUGAGUGGCGGAGGGAGGAAGAGUUAUCCAACAUGGCUGCUACGACACACGGGGACCUCCAGAGAGGCCAGGGGGUGAGGGACAGCCUCAGCCCCAGCAGCGAACAGGGAUCUGGGGGUAGAAACCUCACAUCCCCCUCCCUGGUCCUCAGCAGCUCCAGGCCUGGUCCAUAUCCUCGGGACAGCUACCCAGUUACUACAAAACUACAGACCUCCCCUAGUAUACAGAAGAUAGAGGUGAUUGAUGAUGAUGAUGAUGAUGAUGGUGUUGAGAUGGUCGGAUCUGAUAUGGAAAACAUGCAGAACCUCCUGGAGUUUAAGCUUGAGGAGGUGCAGUAUCUGGAGAGCCAACUAGAGAAUCAGAAUCAGCGAUAUUAUGAGUUGGAGACCUUUACCAACAGUCUUCUGACCGCUGUAAGGACCAACAACCUGGACAGACAACAGGAGCUCCUAGCCAGUCUACCUCAGCCUGCAGAUCAGGACUGGGACAUGAGUCCAGAGGGAGGAGCCAACUCCAUCUCCAGAACAACACACUCUGCAGACAAUCACGAUUCCCCAUUGGCCGCCAGGAGCAACGACGAAACACCAUUGGUCAACCCCAACAAGGACCUCCCAUUGGUCACUCUAAACGAAGACGGUUCAUUGAUUGCUGAGCUCAACGAGUCGUCUGUAUCAGAGGAAGUAGAAACUGAGACCGGACCAGAGUGACUGUACUGACACACACAAACACUCCACACCCUGUGCCUGUGGAAGGAUGCUAAACUAACUGUGCUGGGCUCACAAUGCCUUUUCUAUUACUUAUCACUACGCCUUGUCUGGUCUAGUAUCAGACACAACAAUAAACAGACUCCAUAAU
Oncorhynchus gorbuscha (pink salmon) is the source of this 2354-nucleotide messenger RNA. RefSeq names its product highly divergent homeobox-like. Lineage: Eukaryota; Metazoa; Chordata; Actinopteri; Salmoniformes; Salmonidae. Bases 362 to 2206 code for a protein of 614 amino acids. The record is from RefSeq and is a predicted model, not a curated record. The transcript has 6 exons.